Messenger RNA from Plasmodium vivax (malaria parasite P. vivax), 2673 nucleotides. RefSeq lists its product as hypothetical. The coding region runs from base 1 to 2673 and encodes 890 amino acids. The transcript has a single exon. Gene Ontology annotation, biological process: ribosome biogenesis. The record is from RefSeq and is a predicted model, not a curated record. Gene Ontology annotation, cellular component: nucleolus; small-subunit processome; Noc4p-Nop14p complex. Lineage: Eukaryota; Apicomplexa; Aconoidasida; Haemosporida; Plasmodiidae.
AUGAGAAAAGCCGCCGCGGAGAAUAACCCGAGCGCAUCUGCCGCAAGUGACAUUUGCGCCUUGUUCACCGCGCUACAAAGUGCCAAGAGCAAGAAGGCCAUUCUGACCAGCCUGACCAAGUUGUUCCUCCUGCUGUACAAUGAACGGAUGAAGAGGAAGCUGCUGUAUGGCUCAAUUGAGGAGACGCGCUGCAGUGGUGACGAAGAGGACAACGCGAGUUUGAGAAGGAUCUUCAAAAAUGAUUUGAUUAUACUGGAGGGGGAGAAGAAGGAAUACACAAAGUAUGAGCACUGGCUGAACGAGUGUUAUGGUAAAUUUUUAAAUAUGCUCUUUGAGUUGCUUAGCCAUAGUGAUGAAGUUCUCGUAACGAAGAGUUUGUCCCUUCUGUUUGGUAGUCUCCAAUUUGAGGCCAAAAUAUAUGACAAAAUAGCUAGCGAAAAGGAAGUGCAGAGCAGUUUGAAGAAAGCCUUUCCCAUUAAACUCUUUAGAAAAAUAAUCUUCGAGCUGUUGAAAAUUGACCAAAUUAGCAUCAGCACGAUAAAAUAUAUUUGCAAAGUGUACCUGUGCUUUUACUACGAUUUGAACUAUUUCUUUUUGUCCAUCUUGAAAUCGUUUUGCAUUUUGAGGAAGGGCCUGCGGGAUGAGAAGUUCUACGGAGAGGGGGGUGCGGGCAGCCAGGGGGGACGCAAUGGAGAAUGCGCCCCGGAAGAUAAAGCAUCACGAGGAGAUAAAGACAUGCUGAGGGACAACCCCAACACAAACCUCCUCAUAUUCAGCAUUUUAAUUAACUCCAUCAAACCGGAAAAGAAAAUUAAAGACACCCACAUUAGGAGGAAAGAUUACCUGAAGAGGGGCAGAAUUGACGAAUUGUUCUUCAACCUAUAUGACGAGGAGUUGAAGGGAUUCGCGAAAAGGAAGAGGAGACGCAUCUCCCGAAGGAAGGAGGAGGAGAAAAUGCCAUACGACAAGGCCGAAAUGAAGAAAACGUUUCAUGACUGCGAUACAGAUGACAGCAUUGUACAUUCUUCUGGAGAAGAAUCAGACGGUGCGUCUUCCCCCGAGGGGGACAGCAGUACGGGUGAAAGCGACACUGCACAUGGUGGCAACUUUCUACGGAACGCUAACCUAAUGCAUCAUGCAAAUUUCAGUGACGAAGAUUUUGACGUCGAUCAGGUGGAAGACUAUAUCAUUAGUCCAAAGAGGAAGAAAAAAAUAAAAGUGAAAUUGAAAAAUAGAAAGCAAAAUUUAUUUAUAAGUGAAAAUGUAGAUAAACGGAUUUACGCCAGAUUGUAUGCAAGCUGUUGGUUUUACUUUAUAACCUCCUUUAACCACAGCCAUUCGAUGGUUCUCCAGCUGUUGCACUCAAUUCCGCUGUUUGUAUUUCCAUACACGAACAAUCCGUUUUACCUUAUCGAUUUUUUUAACUACUCCUUUUACUCCUCCCCGGGGUUGUACACAUCGCUGGCUGCGCUUCCAGGCAUGUUUCACAUCCUGACGGAGCUGAACGUUGGGGAUUUGCUGCAGGGGGGGGGAGAAGCGGCGAAAUUGGAGGGCACCGACAGGUUUAGUGGAGAGGGAAGAAGCGAUGUGGGGAGAAGCGAGGAGGGGCGAAGCGAGCAGGGAGGAAGCGAGCAGGGAGGAAGCGAUGUAGAGGGCGAAGAAAACGGAAAAGGUGAAGAGCCAAGCGAACAGGGAACUACCCCCCAACAAAACCGCCCAGAGGAAGGGGCGAACAAGUUGAACGAUAACAUGUACACGGACUACUACAAGAGGCUGUUCGAGCUGAUAACGCCAGCGAGCUUCUACUACGCAGACACGAGCUUCUUAAAGAUAAUCCACGCAUCUAUAAAAAACCAAAUGAUCCCACUGCACUACGUCAUAUCCUUUUUGAAGAAGCUUCUGCGAGUAGCCUGCCUGACCUCCUACAACGUGUCUAUUAACAUCCUCAGCGUGGUGUACGACUCGAUGAGUUACUUCCAGAGCGAGUUAAAAGACGCCAUGUCCCUUUCCGCCUCCGUUUUUUUGAACCUAGAAAUUAAGAAGGACUUAUUUUGCUACGAAGAUUUGGGCAAAAAUUUUGAGAAAAAAAAAAUCGUCCAAAUGUUGGGGGGCAACAGUAAAGCGUUGCGCGGUGGAGGUGGCAAUGCGGAUGGGAGUGUCGAUGGCAGUGAAGAUGACAAUGAAGAGGGGAAGAACCCAGAUGACCACCAAAUCGCGGCACCCAACGGGCAAGACACCCCCCUGUGUGCGGAACUGCCCCUAACGGAGAAGGACAUCACCCCGCUGCAAACCACCGCUGCAACGCCGCAACUCAGUUCGACCAAAAAGCUGUUCAGCCUGCAGGAGUGCCUGCCAAACAAGUACCAAAUAAACGUGAAUAACCUGAAGAAGAAGGAGCUGUACAUGGCCAACCACAUAUUUUACGAAAUAAUUUUGCUGAACAACCAUUUGUGCGAGAAUUUGAAGCAGUACUCGAAUGUGUAUCACUACAGCUUCGGCAGCGAUUCGUUUGCGAAGCCGCAGACCUUUUACACGAACCCGAGCAAGUUCAAUUUGCAGAUGGAGAGUUCUCUUUUUGGCUUGCUAAAGAAUUUUUUGAGCUUUAAAAAGAGGAGAGAGGCGGAUAUAUUGCCUUCGGUGGAGCGGAAGGCGUUUUCGACGGUCUUCCUGUGA